Sitodiplosis mosellana (orange wheat blossom midge) is the source of this 395-nucleotide messenger RNA. RefSeq names its product ankyrin repeat domain-containing protein 65-like. Gene Ontology annotation, molecular function: protein binding. NCBI's taxonomy places the organism in Eukaryota, Metazoa, Arthropoda, Insecta, Diptera, Cecidomyiidae. The transcript is spliced from 5 exons. The record is from RefSeq and is a predicted model, not a curated record. The annotation marks the transcript as partial.
CAAACAAAAAAGACGAACGCGGCCAAACAGCUCUACAUGUCGCUGCUGAGAAUGGUAAUUUGGACGACGUUGAAAAGCUUAUUGCGAAAAAAGCCAAAGUUGAUUCGACAGACAAACGAGAGCGCAAACCUCUUCAUUUGGCUGCUAUGAAUGGUCACACGAAUGUCGUUGAUUUUCUCAUCACGAAAGGAGCCAAUGUUAAUUCUGAAGGUUACAUUCAUCAGACACCUCUUCAUUUGGCUGCUAUGAAUGGACACAAGGAUGUCGCUGAGAGCCUUAUCAUCAAUGGAGCCAAAGUUGAUGUUGAAGACUUUUAUAAUCGGACACCACUUCAUUUGGCUGCUUCACAUGGUCACAAGAAUGUCGUUGAAUUCCUUAUCACGAAAGGAGCCAAU